AUGGCGGAGAACAACUCAGGAGCAGCAUCUAACACAGGAGGAUCGCAGCAACAACCGCGAGAUAUUUCGGAGGCCGUAAUGCGUAUUCUCUCCAAUCAGCAGAUGCUUAUGCAACAGUUAUCACGGCAACUGGUUGAAACCCAUGUCGCCGUGCAGAAUCUGUCCCGGUAUGAAUCGGUACUGGAUUCACUAUCGAGCAAUAUGGUGGAAUUCGUCUACGAUAAAGACAAUGGACACACUUUCGAUGCGUGGUUUUCCCGCUAUGUGGAUUUGUUCGAUAAAGAUGCCGCUAAAACAAUCAAGGAAGAUGGCGACGACUAUCUCGCAUAUUCGUGUAAAGUCAAUAAAGCAUGCGUAGAUUUCAAGCUGUCAGAGCUGACUGAGGAACAGUUUAAAUGCCUCAUCUAUAUAUGUGGAUUAAAAUCUAAAAACGAUACUGAAAUCCGGAUGCGGCUAAUCAACAAAUUGAACGAUGCAGCAGAUUUAACACUUCAACAAGUGGUUGAACAGUGCAACAGUUUAGUUAACCUGAAACAGGACACUGUACUAGUUGAAAAUCCGUCAUCCGUAGUGAAUGCAGUCACGCACACCAAACGAUUCAAGCCGAGAGGUGUUACACAAUCUUCAGCCAACGCAGGCGGCAGUCGGGAGCAACCAAGAACACCCUGCUGGGCAUGCGGAGGCAUGCAUUACAACAAAGACUGCAGAUUUCGGGAUUACAAAUGCCAUAAGUGUGGAAAGCACUGA
Molecule: messenger RNA, 747 nt
Organism: Wyeomyia smithii (pitcher-plant mosquito)
Lineage: Eukaryota; Metazoa; Arthropoda; Insecta; Diptera; Culicidae
Exons: 2
Coding region: 1-747 (248 amino acids)
Source: RefSeq, a predicted model, not a curated record